CAUGGCACCUUCACCUCCAAACCCACCUUAGCCAGUUAUCUCAGAUGUUUCCAAGAGGUUAGACAACUUGGAAAAAAUGAUGGCCGAAAACCGAAAUGUCGAACCUCCAACUCAACCCAACUCUACCCUCAUCUCUACUCCCUUCAAUACUAACAUCAUCCAAGAACCAUACCCAGUUGCAUUUAAAAUGCCUCAGUUCGAGACCUAUGAUGGCACUAAGGACACUAAUGACCACUUGCACACAUUCUACUCUGUUAUAUUCAACGAUGCUGUAUUGGAAAUUGGCUCAUUUAAUCAAGCCGUUGGAUUAGCUGCCAUAAUUCAAGGUCUCCAGCAUGAAAGAUUUAGAGACAACCUGAUAAAGCAUCCUCCUGUCACGUUCGAUGAAGCCAAUGAAAGAUCUUGGAAGUUUAUACAGGCCGAGGAAUACGCCUUGUCCGACAAGCCCGCACCAAGUAAAGAGAUCAAGAACAAAAUGGAGCUUAGAGAGCCCUCACCUAUGCGGAGUUCACCUGCCUUUAGAGAUCACAACAGAUAUUGUGACUUCCACCAAGAUCAUGGACACACCACGAAGGAAUAUAAUAGUUUCAAGUUCGAACUCGAGGGUUUAGCUCGCAAAGGGAUGUUGAAUGAUUACAUCUCAAAUAAGGACCAGCUCAAGUUCGUUCGAGAGCAGGGACGACCUCAAGGAUCUCGAGAUGCAAGCAAUAAAAAUGGGUCUCACCUCUGCAUGAAAUUCUCCACCUUCAUGGGAGUAGCAACUCUAAAAGGCAACCAAGAGGUGGCCAAGCAUUGCUACAUGACUUCGCUUGCCCGACCUCGGAAGAAUAAGCAAGUAACCCUUCCAGAGUCAACUCAACUUGAAGUCCCAGCCACACAGGUUUGUAAGAAAGGUAGACUAUUUGAAUGGGUUGCUAAUCCUGUUUUAAUCAAGAAGUCGAAUGGCAAAUGGAGAAUGUGCAUUGAUUACACAAAUCUAAAUGAGGCUUGCUCGAAGGACUGCCAUCCUUUGCCAAGUAUAGAAGAGCUGGUGGAAGCUGCAUUCGAAAAUGAAAGGCUUAGUCUUUUAGAUGCUUACUCGAGAUAUCAUCAAGUCCACAUGGCACCUGAGGACGAGGUGAAGACCUCUUUUUAUGCAGGUGACGAGAUCUACUACUAUGUAAUGAUGCCAUUUAGGCUCAAGAACGUGGGGGCGACAUACCAGAAAAUGGUGACAAUUGUAUUCCGAGCUCAGAUCGACAGGAACCUAGAAGUCUACAUUGAUGCAAUAAUAGAAGGGAUAAAGGUCAAUCCUGAGAAGAUUAAGGCAAUAGAAGAGAUGAAGCCACUGAAGUCAGUUAAAGAUGUGCAACGCUUAACUGGGAGAGGCGAAGAAGGUGAGAUCCUUUACCUCUACCUCGGGAUAUCUGAUGCAGCAAUAAGCUCGGUCUUAGUUAGAGAAGUAAGGAAACAACAAAGGCCAGUGUACUAUACCAGCAAGGUGCUACAAGGAGCCGAGCUAAGGUACUCCAUUGCAGAAAAGGCAGCUUUGGCAGUUGCCACCACGGCAAGGAAGCUGAGGCCAUACUUCCAAGCCCACCCCAUUGUUAUACUAACCGAUCAACCUCUGAGACAGAUUUUGCAGAAGCUAGAGUGCUCCGGCAGACUUAUCAAGUGGCAAGUGGAGUCAAAGGUGAUGGAGGUCAGUAUUGAUCCCGAAACCCCCAGUUGGACUGAUCCCAUUAAAGCUUAUCUUCGGGAUGGGACUGUCCCCAACGACAAACCAGAAGAGAUGCAGUUGCGGAAGAAGGCAUCUCAGUGCACCUUGGUGGAUGGCGUCUUGUAUAAGAAGUCAUACUCACUUCAUCUUCUUCACUGUUUAACCCCUUACGAGAUCGAGUACACUCUUCGCAAGGUGCAUGAAGGUGUAUGUGGGAAUCACAUCGGAGCUCGGACCAUGGCCCACAAGGUACUUCGACAGGGAUACUACUGGCCUAUUAUGCAAGAAGAUGCCAAGAAGUAUGUCCAGAAAUGCCAGAAGUGCCAAUUCUUUGCACAUCUCACUCACCAACCAACGGAAGAACUCACUACUUUGGUUGCACCGUGGCCUUUCGCCCAAUGGGGGAUCGACCUUCUAGGUCCUUUUAUUAAGGGUACAAGGGGAGUAACACACCUAGUCAUAACAAUUGAUUGCUUCAUAAAGUGGGUGGAAGCUCGACCUCUUUCUAGUUUAACCUCAAGAAAGAUUGAAGACUUUGUUUUUAGCUCGAUUAUAUUUAGAUACGAAAUUCCAAAUCAAGUUGUUGCUGACAACGAACUUCAGUUCAACUGUACCUCUUUUAAAGACUUCUGUUCUAACUAUAGGAUAAAGUUAGUCUUCACUUCUGUCUAUCACCCUAAGGCAAACAAAAUGGUUGAGUCUAUCAAUAAAGCAAUCUUAAAGUGGAUUAAACCAAGGCUAGAUCAGGUCAAAGCGAAAUGGGUAGACAAGCUCAACAAUGUUCUCUAGGCUUACCAAACUAUGAGCCGAACAGCCAUAGGUACGCAACUUAACCAACUUCUUAUUCUCUUUUGAUCUGAGGCUAUUGCUAGUUAUAUGAAACAAACCCUAAAAUUACAA
Rubroshorea leprosula is the source of this 2599-nucleotide messenger RNA. NCBI's taxonomy places the organism in Eukaryota, Viridiplantae, Streptophyta, Magnoliopsida, Malvales, Dipterocarpaceae. The record is from the annotation of a GenBank genome assembly.